Molecule: messenger RNA, 2068 nt
Organism: Hirundo rustica (Barn swallow)
Lineage: Eukaryota; Metazoa; Chordata; Aves; Passeriformes; Hirundinidae
Gene: MCCC2
Product: methylcrotonyl-CoA carboxylase subunit 2
Exons: 17
Coding region: 84-1778 (564 amino acids)
Biological process (GO): L-leucine catabolic process
Cellular component (GO): methylcrotonoyl-CoA carboxylase complex; mitochondrion
Molecular function (GO): methylcrotonoyl-CoA carboxylase activity
Source: RefSeq, a predicted model, not a curated record
CUGAGACGGCCGCCUCGGCUCGGCUCGGCUCGCUCGGAUCGGCUUGCUCAACUCGGCUCGGCCAGGCCCGAUCCAGCCCGGCCAUGCUGCUGGGCGCCCCACAGCUCCCGGGCCGCUGCCUGCGGCUGCUGCGCCCGCUGCUCACCCGCGGGUACCGCGGCGAGGCGGUGGCCGCCGUGGGGUCGCGCCCCGACGCGGGCUCCGCGCUCUACCAGGAGAACUAUGAACGAAUGAAAGCACUGGUAACUGAGCUACAAGAACAAGCAGAAAAAAUCAGGUUGGGAGGCGGAGAAAAAGCUCGUAAGCUUCAUACAUCAAGAGGAAAGCUGUUGCCCAGAGAGAGAAUUGACAAACUUAUUGAUCCUGGAUCUCCAUUUCUGGAGUUCUCCCAGUUUGCUGGUUACCAGUUGUAUGGUAAUGAAGAGGUACCUGCAGGAGGCAUUAUCACAGGCAUUGGACGAGUAUCAGGGACUGAAUGCUUGAUUAUUGCUAAUGAUGCAACUGUCAAAGGUGGCACUUAUUAUCCCAUUACUGUUAAGAAACAUUUACGUGCUCAAGAAAUUGCAAUGCAAAACCAUCUUCCUUGCCUUUAUUUGGUUGAUUCAGGAGGAGCAAAUUUACCUCGGCAAGCAGAAGUAUUUCCAGAUCGGGAUCAUUUUGGACGUAUUUUCUAUAAUCAAGCAGUCAUGUCCUCACAAGGAAUUCCACAGAUAGCAGUAGUCAUGGGAUCCUGUACAGCAGGAGGAGCAUAUGUACCUGCAAUGGCUGAUGAAAGUAUUAUUGUUGGCAAACAGGGAACAAUAUUCCUGGGUGGGCCACCGCUGGUUAAAGCAGCAACAGGUGAACAGGUAUCAGCAGAGGAUCUUGGAGGGGCAGAUCUUCACUGCAGAAAAUCUGGUGUAACAGAUCAUUAUGCUUUGGAUGACAAUCAUGCACUUCAUCUAGCAAGGAAUGUUGUAAGAAGUUUGAAUCUCCAGAAGAAAGUAGAUGUGACUAUAGAACCGUCAGAAGAGCCUUUAUUUCCAGCUGAUGAAAUAUAUGGAAUAGUUGGUGACCAGCUAAAAAGGAAUUUUGAUGUCAAAGAGGUCAUAGCUAGAAUUGUAGAUGGAAGUAAAUUUGAUGAAUUCAAAGCCUUGUAUGGGGAUACUUUAGUUACAGGAUUUGCAAGAAUUUUUGGUUACCCAGUAGGAAUUAUUGGAAACAAUGGAGUUCUUUUCUCAGAGUCAGCAAAAAAGGGUACACAUUUUAUCCAGUUGUGUUGCCAGAGAAAUAUUCCCAUUGUCUUUUUGCAGAAUAUUACAGGUUUCAUGGUUGGCAGAGAAUAUGAGGCUGGAGGGAUAGCAAAAGAUGGUGCCAAGAUGGUAACUGCUGUAGCUUGUGCCAAUGUUCCUAAAAUAACUGUCAUUAUUGGCGGCUCUUAUGGAGCUGGAAACUAUGGGAUGUGUGGAAGAGCAUAUAGUCCAAGAUUUCUAUAUAUGUGGCCAAAUGCUCGCAUAUCAGUGAUGGGAGGGGAACAAGCUGCAACUGUUCUAGCUACAAUAACUAAGGACCAAAAAGCAAGGGAGGGAAAACAGUUGUCUGAGGCGGAUGAAGCAGCUUUGAAGGAACCAAUCAUUAGGAGGUUCGAGGAGGAGGGAAACCCUUAUUAUUCCAGUGCAAGAUUAUGGGAUGAUGGAAUUAUUGAUCCAGCUGACACAAGACUGGUUUUGGGCCUCAGUCUCAGCGCAGCACUAAAUGCGCCCACAAAGAAGACACAAUUUGGAGUUUUCAGGAUGUAAACUUAAACGUGAUCGUCAGAAUUACUUCUGUAUAUUUUAUUUGGGGCUGGGCAUCACACUAACUACAGUAUUUGUAACAUGCUAUUUUUAAUGAAUCUUGCAUCAUUAUUUUCACUGAUUGUAGCUGUCACACAGUGCUUUAGUUUUUUGUCGGUGAUUUGAGAUGUCAUUUAAGUUCUUAUAUAACUGCUUUGCAUGAAUAAAUUGCAGGUCCUAGCAUUAUACUUCAUGUUUGACAAAAAACUGUUGAUACUGCCUCUUAUAUAAAUAAAUGUGCAAAAUAAGUUGUA